CUCCAAAAUCGAAUCAACAAUAAAGUGAAAACCACUAAGGCAUCCUAUUAUCACAAUAGUUUUAUUCAAUCCGAAGGAAAUGCUCGACGGGCUUGGAAAACUACUAACAGCCUGAUGUCUCGUCGUCAGAGCAACCAGAUAGUGAAGGAUGUGAAAGUAAAUGACAUCUCUAUCUGUAACUCUAACGAGAUUUCCAACGCCUUUAACGAACACUUCUCAACUAUUAGCCCCAGACUAGCCCGCGAAAUACCUUUAACUUCGGACGAGGGGUCUCUUUAUUUAAAAAAUAUUACUGAAAAUUAA
Porites evermanni is the source of this 303-nucleotide messenger RNA. Lineage: Eukaryota; Metazoa; Cnidaria; Anthozoa; Scleractinia; Poritidae. The record is from the annotation of a GenBank genome assembly.